Messenger RNA from Exophiala dermatitidis NIH/UT8656, 846 nucleotides. Its product is annotated as proteasome component PUP1. Bases 1 to 846 code for a protein of 281 amino acids. Gene Ontology annotation, cellular component: proteasome core complex. The record is from RefSeq and is a predicted model, not a curated record. Gene Ontology annotation, molecular function: threonine-type endopeptidase activity. The transcript is spliced from 3 exons. NCBI's taxonomy places the organism in Eukaryota, Fungi, Ascomycota, Eurotiomycetes, Chaetothyriales, Herpotrichiellaceae.
AUGCCCGGCUUCGACUUCAGCAACUACAACCGGAAUGCGGCUCUUCACGCACGGGGAGUACCAUUACCAAAGGCUACCAGUACCGGUACAACGAUUGUGGGAUGCAUAUUUGACAAUGGCGUUGUGAUUGCAGCAGACACCAGAGCGACGAGCGGCCCCAUAGUAGCCGAUAAGAAUUGUGAAAAACUACAUUAUAUCUCCCCCAACAUCUGGUGUGCCGGCGCCGGUACCGCUGCCGACACCGAGUUCACCACCGCCCUCAUUUCUUCCAACCUCGAGCUUCAUUCCCUGUCAACCGGUCGGGUACCUCGCGUGGUGACCGUUAUGACUAUGCUGAAGCAACAUUUGUUCCGAUACCAAGGGCACAUUGGGGCUUACUUAGUCGUGGCUGGUGUGGACCCUACAGGUGUCGGAUUGUUCACUGUCCACGCGCACGGUUCGACGGAUAAACUCCCCUACGUGACGAUGGGCUCUGGAUCUCUGGCGGCCAUGGCUGUCUUCGAAUCAAGUUGGAAGAGAGACUGUACAAGAGAGGAGGCGAUCAAGCUCUGUUCAGAAGCCAUCCUGGCAGGUAUUUUCAACGAUUUGGGCUCCGGCAGCAACGUCGACGUUUGUGUGAUCGAGAAGGACAAGCCUUCGCAACUACUCCGCAACUACAUCAAGCCGAACGAACGGGCCAAGAAGGAACGCAAUUACAAGUUUGCCCGGGGCACGACUGCGGUGCUGAACGAGAAGGUGAUUACCAAGGAGGAGAUUGGUCGAUAUGUCACUGUACACGAAAUCGGCAAUGGGAGCGACUCGGAUAGUUUGGUCGUGGUGGAGAAGAUGGACGUUGAUGAUGUGUAG